Molecule: messenger RNA, 672 nt
Organism: Purpureocillium takamizusanense
Lineage: Eukaryota; Fungi; Ascomycota; Sordariomycetes; Hypocreales; Ophiocordycipitaceae
Exons: 2
Coding region: 1-672 (223 amino acids)
Source: RefSeq, a predicted model, not a curated record
AUGCUGGUCAGAGCCUCGUACAUGGCCGCGGAUUGCGACACACGGCGAUCCUUCACCCACCCAGAGGCACAUCAUCAACAUCAGCUACACGAACCCUUGGUAACCACCACCGCCACCUCCAGCACCACCACUAUCAACACCGUCAACAACACCAACAACGACGACAACAACAACACGCGCUCCACCAUGCCCGACUUCCAAAUCGGCGUCCAACCUCCCAAAAAGGUCCAGGCCGGCGCCUACCUCUACCCCCCGGUCGUCGCCAAGCACUCUGUCCGCCACUCGCAGUCGACCGGCGACGUCGACUACUUCGCCACGGCGGUGCUCCUCGACCGGCGCGGCGCGGUGGUGGACGGCUACCUGGAGGGCACCAAGGCGGCGAGCCGGUACGAGGUGGCCGCCAGCGGCUCCUCCGGCUCCAAGGCGGCGUCGUCAUCGUUUGUGUUUCCCUUUGCGGACCUGUCGAUAGCGCACGCGGGAACAUUUACGAUCCGCAUCGACGUGUACCAGUUCCUGCCGGGCGACUACGCAGGCGCGGAGCUGGUCGCGCAGCUGAGCACGCGGACGGUGUCUGUCGUGGCCGGCGAGACGGCGACGGAGAGUCCUUCGUCGGACGAGCGGUCGCUGAUGCGCAAGGCCCGCGAUGCGGGACUGCCGCUGCUGCCCGCGUGA